CGAAUCUUUUUCUCAAAUUUUAUAUGCGAAUUUUUGUUUUUAAUUUUUCACUAAGGACAAGUUGAGUUUGAAUUUAUACGGAGGCGAAUUCGUGAGACUCAAAGCGUGCUUUGAUUUCGUUUGGAGAAUAACGUGAGUGGAUGGAUUUAAAUUUGAAGAAAAUCGAGGAAAACCCAAGGAUUGGAAGCAUUGAUUGUACGCGUUUUCGAUUGUGAAAAAAAGGACGCGUUGCUACAGUCAUCGAAGUUGAAACGGGGGUUGCGGCCGAAAAGGGAUGAUCGAAUAAUAAACGCGUAAUUCAAACGACGCGUUGCAUCGUUGAAAGAUUUAGGGAAUUAUAGAGAGAAGUAGACAGGGAAUCGCGUGCUUUAGUGUUUACGGCGAGACGUGAGAAUGUGAAUUUUCUCAGUGAAGUGAUACAUUUUUGAAACAAGUAUGACGAAUACACGAGUAAAUUAAUGGAUACUCUGUCUGGCUGCUGCUAACAGAUUGUAUAUAAAUAUCCAAGGCUGACUUUGCUCUUCCAGUCCAUCGGUUCAACAACGUUGAUUCAAAGUUUGUUUCUUGGUGUUGAAGUGAACAAACAAACAACGCGAUGUGCAGUGAGCAGUGACGCUUGUAGUGGCUGCUAGUGGCUGUUCAAUCUGCGUCUAUAGAGUUGAACUGAAAAUGAAGGAAUGACAACGCCGACAUUCACGAUGAAGCCCAGAUUGUCCUCUCUCUUCCUGAUGUUCUACCUGCUCCUCGUCCUGCCCGGAGUUCAUCCAUUCAGCUCAGUCGAAGAAGCAGAUCAGGAUGGUGUUGAGGACGACGGAGCCUACGGCUUGGAGGAGGACGACAUGCCCUCGGCAACGAUCGCGACCGACACUGAACUGAUUUCUGGUGGUAGUGGUUCACUGCCAGUAUUCCUGACCGAGCCAUUGGACUCUUACGUGGUGAAGAGUAAGCCAGCCACGCUGCACUGCAGAGCUGCGAAAGCGUUGGAAAUAUACUUCCGGUGCAACGGAGAGCGCGCUGUUGGCUCCCGGCCGUCAGACUUUGUAGACCCUCAGACGGGCACUAGGAUAGUCGAAGUGGAACUUGACGUGACGAGGAACCAGGUCGAGGAGUACUUCGGCCAGGACAAGUUCAAGUGCGAAUGUGUGGCAUGGUCGGGAUCAGGGCAAAUCACGAGUCAACCUGCCUCACUGGACGUAGCUUAUUUGAAAAAGCAAUUCGAAUCUCCGCCGUACUCUGUUUCGGUUGAAGUAGGUCAAGGAACGGAAAUCCGCUGCGUUCCACCCGCAGGUGUCCCACCGCCAAGAGUUGACUGGCUCCGUAAUGGAGUGAAGCUGGAUGCGCCGACAGACACAUUGCUUAUUUCGAGUGAAGGACACCUUCUUUUGGGUCAGGCAAAGCUUAGUCAUCAAGCGAAUUACACUUGUGUAGCGGAGAACAUCGCUGCGAAAAGGCUGAGCGAUCCUGCAAGCCUUACUGUCUACGUCAACGGCGGAUGGUCCUCAUGGUCAGCCUGGUCAGAGUGCAACUCGAGGUGCGGUAAGGGUGGUCAAAAAAGAACAAGGAAAUGCACGAAUCCUUCACCCCUAAAUGGUGGCGAUAACUGCAAAGGUCCUUCGACUCAGACGAACGACUGCAACACUGUAUGCCCUGCUGGAGCGAUAGAAGAUCAGUUCACUAACACCCUGGCUGUUGACGGGAGAUGGUCCACAUGGUCGAGCUGGUCGGUAUGUGGAAGCGACUGCUCAUAUACCAGAAGGAGAUAUUGCGACAACCCGCCGCCGAGUCAUGGUGGAAGGCCUUGUCAGGGUAGAGACAUCAGUGCGGCCAACUGCACGGGCGGAAUGUGCAACGUUGGUAGUGCGAAGAUUGGGGGUGCUCAGCUAGCCGAAGAAGCUAAUCGGCAGAUGGACGUAGCUCUUUACGUGGGCCUUACGGUAGCAUGUAUUGUGAUCGGGGGCCUGGCGUUUUUCCUGGCAAGAUUGCUGAGGCGAAAGGGUCGCGAUCAUUCCUUGUACUCGAUGGCACGUAACGACUUUCAGCCCGAAUUUUUUCCUGAUCAGGACAAAAAACUGAGCUUGCAGCCAGACGUCACGGCUACAACGGUCCCGGCCUGCUACGAGUAUCCUUUCGAUCCGAAACUGUCCAUGUCUAGGUCUCUAUCCGAGCACCAUUACGACGUUCCCCACCUCUCGAUCGCCCCUCAACCAUCCCCCAUGUCCCCGACCCCCAGCACAUCCACCCAGGAGUCCUGCAGCGACAAGCAAAUUCAUUCGGAUAGUGAGAACAGCGUGACCAGCUCUUACCCAUCCUCGGAUUCGACCUAUAACGUCGCGUCGGACACGGUGAGGCUGCCCAAACUCGAGACCGGAAACAUUGCCAGGGCGAUCGUUAACACUCGCGGCGCUUUACUCGUCCUUCCUGACGCCGGGAUUUCGAUGUCAGUCCCAGAGGGUUCAGUUCCAAAGUCCCUGCGUGAAGAAUUGUAUCUCGCAGUUUUAAACGAGGAUCGAUUUAGGCCGAGACUUCCUGAUGGAGUAACUCAGUUGUCAGCCGUGGUGACCUGCGGUCCUUCGUCAGCGUCUUUCAACAAGCCUGUCAUCCUGCAGUUCGAGCACUGCGCGAUGCUGCACCCAAGCACAUGGGAGCUGAGCGUAUGGGCGUCUGAUAUAGACCUCGACGAAGUGUCCGGGGAACAAGUGACCUGGACCCGCGUCUUGACCCUCGGAAACGAGACCAUAAAUACCCCGCUGUUCACGCAGCUUGAUCACGCCGAGGCUUUCAUAGUUACCGAGCAGCUGAGGGGCUACGUUCUGGCCGGAGAAAGCAGUCAGAACACGAUAGCGACCAAAAGGCUGAGACUGGCGCUCUACGCUAGCCAGGGAAACCAGUGCUGUGUCAGGGUUUACGCCAUCGAAGAUACGAAGGCUGCCAUGAAAACGAUCACCGACAGAGAGUCACAGAUCCGAGGUUACCUCCUGGACAAACCCAGGACGCUACUCUAUCAGGACAACGGAGAGUCGCUCUGCAUCAGUAUGGAGGAAGUGGGCAACGAGUGGCAGAGCAAAUCUCCGACCGAGUACCAGGAGAUCUCUUUCAAGGAAGUAUGGAACUGUCAGGAGAACGGGCAACACGUCUCUUUCACCCUGGACGGUGCAUUCGGACCCUCCACGUCGAGGAGCUACAAGCUCCUUGUCUGCCAGGGAAAUUCCGACACGCGACAGGUCUUCAGAAUCGUUUAUGACGGCGCGAAGCAGCUCGUCUCUUCCGGUAGCGUGACCAGACCAUUGAGAGAGGUUACCGUGGUCAGUAGUGGACACGCCAACAACACGACCACCGACUCCGCUGCUCUGAGACCAUUCAGGUUUACCAGGUCCCUUAGGAAACAGCUGUGCCAGUGCUUGGACCCGCCUAAUGCCCUCGGGAACGACUGGAGGAUGCUGGCGCAGAGACUUCAAGUCGAUAGGUACAUAAACUACUUUGCAACCAAGGCCAGCCCCACGGAACACAUCCUGGACCUCUGGGAAGCGAGACAUCGCGAGCCAACGGCUGUCACUGACUUAUUGAAUCAUCUCAGAGUUAUGGGACGGACAGAUGCCGCGACGAUACUUGAGGCCCAGCUUGGACCAUGGCUGUGAGGUGCUCGUGAAACGAGGUGAUAAACGCGUUUAGUGACAGAAGUGAAAUGUUGUGAAAUGACACUCAAGUGCACAUGACUAUGUUUAACUUCGAGAUGCGAUCCGGGACAGUGAACCUCGAGUGUUUCAACGCCGUCGUAAGAGAGUUCUCAAGAUGCGCUAUCGAUUUCUAUCGAAAUUUACAUAAACAGAUAAAUAGAAAUCUGUGAAAAUGACAGCGAGCAGCAGAUGGUCUCUGACUACCGGGUGAUAUAAUGCGACGGAGAGAUAGAAUCUUCGAACGGAGUGAAUCGUGUAAGGACUACAAAUUGGCGGAACGGAAUGAGUGGCCGAUGAACUUUUUCGGAUCGACA
Messenger RNA from Diprion similis, 3988 nucleotides. RefSeq names its product netrin receptor UNC5B-like. Gene Ontology annotation, biological process: motor neuron axon guidance; netrin-activated signaling pathway. Gene Ontology annotation, molecular function: protein binding; netrin receptor activity. The transcript has 12 exons. Bases 678 to 3635 code for a protein of 985 amino acids. The record is from RefSeq and is a predicted model, not a curated record. Gene Ontology annotation, cellular component: membrane. NCBI's taxonomy places the organism in Eukaryota, Metazoa, Arthropoda, Insecta, Hymenoptera, Diprionidae.